Molecule: messenger RNA, 546 nt
Organism: Botrytis byssoidea
Lineage: Eukaryota; Fungi; Ascomycota; Leotiomycetes; Helotiales; Sclerotiniaceae
Exons: 3
Coding region: 1-546 (181 amino acids)
Cellular component (GO): membrane; endomembrane system
Source: RefSeq, a predicted model, not a curated record
AUGGAUUACGUUGAGAAGAGAAUGGCUGCUGAAGCCCAAAGACCUGCCGGUGCAGAAGUCGCCAGCCUAGCCACCCCAAUCAACCUCCUCCUCCUCAGUCUCCUCGCCCUCCUCACCUACACAACCUUCCGCCCCAAAAAGGCCGUCCCUAUUCCCAGCGCUCCAUCCCCCAUCGUCUUCCGUACCUUUACACCCCCAGAGCUCGUUCCCUUCUCCGGCCUCAACAACACACCCGUGUAUCUCUCGGUACGCGGCCGCGUCUUCGAUGUUAGCAAUGGAAGGAAUUUUUACGGACCAGGUGGCCCGUAUGAGAAUUUUGCCGGGAGAGAUGCGAGUCGGGGAUUGGCGAAGGGAAGUUUUGAUGCGGAGAUGUUGACGGAGGAUUUGCAGGGGGAGUUGGAUACCCUGGAGGAUUUGGAUGCGGAUGAGUUGGAGGCGUUGAGGGGGUGGGAGGAGAGAUUUGAGGAGAAGUAUUUGGUGGUUGGACGAUUGAUUAGUUGUAAGGAGAAGGAGAGGGAGGAUAGGGAGAAGGCGGAGAAGGCUUAG